AAACAAAGGCCACAGGUAUUAGAGGAAGUGGAGAAACGUUUGCUUAUUUUCAUAAACGAGAAACAGCUAACAGGGGACAGUGUUAGCCAAGAUGCGAUUUGUGGCAAAGCAAGACAAUUGUAUGGCGAGUUGAUAAAAAAGGAUCCUAGCAUUGUUCCUGAAGAGUUUGAUUUUAAAGCAAGCAGAGGGUGGUUCGAAAAGUUUAGAAGAAGAAGUGGGAUACACUGCGUGAUUCGUCAUGGGGAGGCAGCCAGUUCAGACCAGGAAGCUUCCGAAAUGUUUAACUUUGAGUUUGAAAAUCUUGUCAAAGUUGAGGAAUAUUUUCCCCAGCAAACUUUUAAUAUGAACGAGACUGGACAUUUGGGGGAAAAAAUGCCACGAAGGACCUACAUCACAUGCGAGCAGUCGUUUCCAGACCACACACAAAGUGAUGUCAAGGAGCUAAUCGUCGAACAUCGUGACGAGAUCACGACAGAAGAAUUUAAGGAAGAGCAGAAGAGGACGUUUAAGGAGAUGUCUUCCGAUGACGAUGGGGGAAGGAAAGAUGCCUCUACUGCUAGUAUCAAAGAAAUUUGUGCAAAAUGGAAUGAUAUCCAAAACUUUGUGGACCUGUAUCAUCCAGAUAAAGCUGCAAGCAGUCGAGCUGUGUAUGCAUUUAAUGACAUUGUUAUUAGCCACUUUCAUAACGUUCUCAAAAGAAGGGAGAAACAAGUUACACUCGAUAGAUUCUUUACGAAAAGGAAGGAAGAACCUAUGGCAGAGUCUCCCCAACCGAAGAACAAUGCUGGAGUCGAGUUACCCGACGUUAAGGAUGAGGAUUCUCCUUUCGAGAAUUAACCUUCCUGUUACUACAGAUGUAAGUGGUGUGCAUGUGCAACGGCUCCGCGUUUUCCUGUUGAUCUGUGGCCUCAGAAGAGUCAAGGACCCUCUCUAUUUAGUGGAGCGUUUCUCAGAGUGGCAUAGUGAGAAUCCUCAGAAUGUGCUUGUUAUAAUUGGUCCAAAGAUCGAUACUGUGUUUACUGAUGAAGUCGAAGCUGUUGUGAAGAGAACAGCGGGGGUCUUCUUAGCCCGGGAGAGGAGCCGGCCGGAGCUCCACGCCGCCAUGAAAAGGUGCUUUGCUGUCGUCAACAGUUCAGUCUCAGAAGGCAUGUCAGCAGCCAUCUUGGAGGCAAUGGAUCUGGGGCUACCUGUGGUGGCCAGGGACAUUCCAGGAAAUAAAGCUGUGGUACAACAUGAGGUCACGGGUCUGCUAUAUUCUUCCCCUCAGGAAUUUGUACAUCAGUCUCAGAGGCUGUUGUCAGAUCAUGAGCUGAGAGCGAGACUGAUAAGGAAUGGAAAAGUCUACGUGGUGAAGCAUCACAGCCUGAAGCAGGAGAGAGAAACCUACCUGAGGUUGAUGGACACGCUGCACUGAGGCCACGUCUCUCAACUCAAAAAUGUUUACUCUGUCCUUGUCUACACAAGCACAAAUAUUUUUGUUGGAGUUUUGGUAGCUACUGGGGAUUUUUUUUUGUUUUGUUUUCGGUCUCGUUUGCAUGUCAUCCCAUUGUGUAAAGAUUCUUAAACAGGUGAUGUGACUGGAUUUGCAAGAUGUACAUAUUUCAUUGGUGGAUAUAUUCGCAUUAAACACUGCUGUAUUUUAUAUCAACGUACUGUAAACAUGUAGCAAAAUGUUUUUGUUUUUUGUUUUUUUUAUUGGUGCUUGGAUCAAAGGGAUAACUGUGAGGCAAUACAACAGCAAAAAUGGUUGCAAAAGUAAUAUGCUUUGUACUUUUGAAAUUGCACUAUUUAUUCAAAUUUAAUACAUAAAAUGUUGGUGUACUGC
Molecule: messenger RNA, 1825 nt
Organism: Hippocampus comes (tiger tail seahorse)
Lineage: Eukaryota; Metazoa; Chordata; Actinopteri; Syngnathiformes; Syngnathidae
Gene: glt1d1
Product: glycosyltransferase 1 domain containing 1
Exons: 7
Coding region: 524-1414 (296 amino acids)
Molecular function (GO): glycosyltransferase activity
Source: RefSeq, a predicted model, not a curated record